AUGGCGACUCCGUUCCUCCCGCUGGACUCGACUUUGUCGCUGGAGGAGCCAAGCGACAAUGUGACAGCUCCUGCCGGCGUCCUCGUGUGGAACGCCAACCAAGCCUGCGACUCGCAGGGCUGGAGCAGCACCUCACCAGACCUCGCGCUGAGACCCACGGCGUUCAGCGAUAAGCGGUUGCAGUUUUUGAAUGCAGUUGAAGGACGGUCAGCCCCGCCUGAGUUCGUAGACGUGGUGGCGGGUCAGUACGACGUGCGGACGUGGCGAAAAGAUGACAUGAUUUUGUCGAUCGAAGGCGAGAAGACGGUCUACCUAAAGGUUCCGACUAUCGCCACCGUUGUUUCGUGGACAUCACCUGAACGCUUGCCCAUUCUUACAAAAAGCUGGCGGCCUGUCGUGUUCCUGCUCAGUCCCUGUAACGUCGCAGUCAGGUACACGCCGGAUGCUGUUCUGUAUUUGACGCGGUCGGCUACAGACUCGACGUCCUGGAACGUCACCCCGGUCAGUUACUCUGGCGGGUUUUGCAGCGUGGAUCCUUGCAGUGACCGCGUCAUAGUCUACGGGUCCUUCGCAGUGCCAGGAGCGGUUGAUACCAUUGUUCUGCCGCCGCAGCCAGGUUCCUCCAAGAGUGAUUACUUUAUUCAGUACCAUAAAUGGGGGUUCCUCAUCGUCCCCAAACAGGUGGACGUUCAGAAGGGAGGUCUGUGUGGACGAGGAAAUUCAAAGAUCGCAACAGUGGUUCACCCUCCACACAUGUUCAUUAGCGUCGAUCUGGUGCUCCCUGCGAAGGUGUCCAAGACGUUGCAGUAUGAAAAAGACUUUGCGAUCACCGCGAAAAAAACCAGCGAAUCCGAUAUCGUUAUCUACCUCAUUUUGGAUGGACAACUGGUUGCUUUCGACUACUCCUUUGAUAUUCGCAUCAACAAACCCGAGAAGCCACACGCGUUCCUCAGCGCGAAAAUAAAGACGCGCUUCUCCGAGGAAGAACAGGCGAAAAUAAAGAAGGCUAAGGCAGAGAAGAAGCCCUACUCUCCGCGUAUCUCCUUUGUCGAAUCCGACUUACAAAAAGUUGUUGUUACAGAGGGGUCUCCCCUCUGCCAAGGACACCUCCUCAGCGAACAGGUCGCCGCCAUUUACGAUGCCAACAGCGGCAUGUAUUAUUCGAACCCCGUUGGGCUGAAGCUGACAAAGUUGUUCAAGCAACUUGUGACACCAAAGCCAAACGCAUCGGCCGCCAAGGCGGCCAGUGGCGCGGCGACCUCUUCUCUUCCCGCGGAGAAAAAGCCUGAGGAGGCUGCGCCGGCAAAAAUUGCCGCAUCGCCCCCUGCGGCCGCCGAACCGAAAGGGCCUGCGCCGCCAGCAGCACCCGCCGCCGCGGCGGAGUCACCUGCAGCAGUGGCGGAGUCACCUGCAGCAGCGGCGGAGUCACCUGCAGCAGCGGCGGAGUCACCAGCAGCAGCGGCGGAGGCACCUGCAGCAGCGGUGGAGGCACCUGCAGCAGCGGCGGAGGCACCUGCAGCAGCGGCAGAGGCAUCUGCAGCAGCGGCUACCGAAGCACCGGCAGCGACGACCGAAGCACCGGCAGCUCCAACACAGGCAGAAGGGGCGGAUGCUUCGGCGUCUGCAGCUCCCAAGGCGGACCCGGCAGCGGAGCAGAAGGCCGCUGCGGAACCUGCCGCUGAGAACAGCGCGUAG
Besnoitia besnoiti is the source of this 1695-nucleotide messenger RNA. RefSeq names its product S15 sporozoite-expressed protein. Lineage: Eukaryota; Apicomplexa; Conoidasida; Eucoccidiorida; Sarcocystidae. Bases 1 to 1695 code for a protein of 564 amino acids. The transcript has 3 exons. The record is from RefSeq and is a predicted model, not a curated record.